UGCAAACUUACAUAGACACAACACUGUUGCCAGUAUUUCAGUUAUAGUAUGGCGAUUCUUGAUAGUUACAAUAUACUGAUACAUAUUAUUCACAUAACUGUGCCAUAAAUUUAGUUAAUUAAUAUAUUAUUGAGAUUUGAUUACAAAAUUUAAAAACAUUUAUAUAAAUAAAUAUUAUUUAUUUUAAUAACAAAGUGAUAAAUCAAAUUGAUUUGUGUGUAUAAGUCAUACGUGUUUAAUACUAUGCGACGAAAGCGAGUAUUGGUUUGCUGUGAUGUUUGCGGUGACAGAGCCGUAGGGCGAAAUUUUGGUGCCAUUACUUGUGUGUCGUGUAAAGCAUUAAUCAGGACUAAGGGAUCGCAAGAAUUGAAAGAGAUAUGCGAUGACAAUACAGAGACAGCUAUAAGUGUGAGGGAUAGUGAGAGCCCGGUAUCGGACACCGGACUCAAUACACCAAACGAUGACACAAACCAAAUGCUACUAAAUUUCUUAUGCAAACCAGUAUUCAUACAAAUGGUUAACACGAGUGACUUCAACGACAUGGAGUCGUGGCGAUUGUCUGAACUGUUCCGCUCGUCCCACGUCUUCAGUCAUCAGCCAUUUUACGAGACAAGCAUUUUUGAAAUAACGGAUUUGAAUGAAUUGAAUCGUAUCUGUAAUAUGGAUAUGGAUAAAGACAUCCAGAAAGUGAUCAAAUUUGCCAAAACCCUCGACUCGUUUAACAAUCUGUGUCUUAACGAUCAGUUGGCGCUCAUUAAGUACGGAGGGCUCGAGUUAUUGAUACUCCGCUAUACUAUACUCUUUGAUACCGACACCGAUUACUGGACACACAUUUGGCUAUUCGAGUGCUGUUCGGACGGCAAGUGUGCCAUAAAUAUGAUAACCAGAAAAGUGUGCAAAAGGUGUCGAUUGGAUAAGUGUUUCCGAAAUAACAUGAAAAUUGAAUUGAUUCAAAGCAAAGAGUGUACAAAAUAUGAAGUGAAACGGCGUUUGAAAACUACAUAUCGAGAGAAGAGAUCGUCACUCACUUCCACAACACCUCAACAUAUCAUUGAAAAUGAUUUAUUCAAUAAAAUACUCGAAAGCGACGAAACAAUUGACGAAACAAUACUAAAAGAGAUUCUGGAUAUCGGUUCAUUUAAUCGUAUUUGUGCCAACGAUCAGUUGGCGCUCAUUAAAUACGGUUGCAUUGAAUUACUUAUACUCCGCUAUUCAAUGCAUUAUAGUCCAGGGAAUGAGUGCUGGGCCGGCGGUUUGCUAUUCGAGUGCUGUUCGGACGGCAAAUGUGCCAUAAAUAUGAUGACCAGAAAAGCGUGUAAACGGUGUCGACUCGAGAAGUGUUUUUUAAAAGGCAUGAAAACGGAAUUGGUUAAAAGCAAAGAAUGUAAGAAAUAUGAAGUGAAACGACUGUUGAAGACUAGAUAUAGUGGGAAGAGAUCGUCACUCACUUCCACAACACCUCAACAUAUCAUUGAAAAUGAUUUAUUCAAUAAAAUACUUGAAAGCGACGAAACAAUUGACGAAACAAUACUGAAAGACAUUCUGGAUAUUAGUAUCAGUUCUGGUGACGAGUCCUCCAAUAUUUCGGCCGAUACUCAGCUCUCAAUUGAAACAUAUUUGACGUUUAAUAGCGAAAGUAGUGAUACUUUUGACACUGAUUUAUACAAACGCCAAACGUAUUGUCAGCCAGUCUUCACACACAUAACAAACUGUAAGAGUUUUAACGAUAUAGAGUCGAGAUAUUUGAGCGAGCUGUUUAGCGCGGCCAGUGCCCUGGGCCAGUUGUAUUACCUUGGUAGUAAUAUGCUUGAAAUCACCAACAUUGAUGAACUAUAUCGUUUAUGCGGUCCCAAAAUGGACAGCGAUAUUACCAAUCUAAUUACGUUUACCAAAAAUCUGGGUUCAUUUGACCGGAUUUGUGCCAACGAUCAGUUGGCGCUCUUUAAAUACGGUUGCAUUGAAUUACUUAUACUCCGCUAUUCAAUGCAUUAUAACCCGCGGACUGAGCGCUGGGCCGGCGGUUUGGAAUUCAUACAAAACAAAGAGCAGAAGGAAUUGAGAAAACAAACGAUUGAAGAAAACAAACGAAAACGCAAUGAAAAGCAACGGAAGAGAAGUGACAGCAAGUCGUCGUCGGCGACCACCGACUCGACGGACAGCCAAUCGCUUAGUGUCGACACUGUGUUCAACAGCAACCGUAACGUACAGCGAGAGGUAUUGACACUAAACCAGUGUAUCCGCACUCAUAUGACCGAUCAGGCGAUGGACGUGAACCAGAAUUUCCUGCUCUACUUAUUCACACCACUCAUGCGACCCAUCAAUACGUAUAGCGACUGGAAUGAGAUUGAGUGCAAACACCUGUCGGACAUGUGUUUGGCCAGCAAUGUGUUCCGAUACCCGACUACUGAACGCCAUUACGAGGUCUACACGAUUGGCGACUAUUACCGCGAAUGGGGUAAUCGGCUGGAAGUAGACGCCAAGAAUAUUGUCAAAUACACCAAAGAGAUGACCAAAUACUGCAAUGUUAAUCAGGAGGAUAAACUGAUCCUGAUCAAAUACGCCUGCAUGGAGCUGAUUAUAUUGCGGGCUAACUAUUGUUGGGAUAGUCAGGCUGAAAAGUGGACCAUAUUUAUGGACAACGACACCUCAUUUAUAGUGCCAUUAGAUUUGCUGAAGAGCGAGAAAAGGAACCUAUUUAACACAUAUAAGGUUUACUUUAAUAAAAUCCUUCCCGAAUGGAACUGGGAUUCAGUUAUUCUGGAUUUGUUGACAGCAAUAGUGCUCUUCAAUCCCAACCGACCAAACCUGAGCGAUAGAUUUACCGUUAAAUUUCAGCAGCAAAUGUACAUCCAUUUGCUUCAACGGUACCUAAUGUUGAGGUUUCGGUGGGAAUGGCAGUGGAAGGCAAAGAUGGCUAACCUUAUGAACGCAUUGAUUGACUUACAUCUGGUCUCCGAAAUUGAGAUACAAAAUGGUGAAUUCAUUCAAAGUGCGAAACAAAAAGAGUUGAGAAAAAUAGCCAUCGAAGACAACAAGAAGAUUGGGAAGAAUGAUAGGAAGGCAGCGAUUGAUGGGAACAAAUCAGUGACAGAUAAGACCCCAAGCAAUGGUGAGAUCGGAUCCAAAGACGAUGUGUUUGCAAAGAUAUUUGACAACAAUAAGCGGGUUUACAACGACGUGAUUGCCCUAAACCGGUGUAUCGUUGAAAACCUGGACAAUCGGCCCCCAAAACUGGACCAAAACCAAAAACAAUUGUUUCAACACCUGUUCGCACCCCUCUUACAGCCCAUCAAUGUUUAUAAGGACUGGACUGAUGGCGAGCACCAGUGGGUGUCCGACCUGUGCCUCACAUCCAACGUGUUUGAGGAGAAGUACACCGAAAAGUGUAUUGAAGUGCAGAAUAUUCACCACUUCUACGAGUUGUGGGGCAAUCGUAUAGAGAAUGACACCAAGAAUAUUGUCACUUUCACCAAGGGUUUAACCCAGGGUACAGACAUUUGCCAUAAUGAUCAGAUCGCCUUGGUCAAGUAUAGCUCGAUGGAGUUGAUUGUAUUGCGGGCCAAUCAUUUCUAUGAUGAUCGUGCUCAAACCUGGACGUGCAAUGUGAAUAACGAGUAUUCAUUCAUUACUCCUAUGAAUGUGCUAAAGUUAGAAAAGCGAGAUCUAUAUAACUCCUAUAAAGUGUACUUGGACAAAAUACUACCCGAAUGGAACAGGGAUACAGUUAUAUUGAACUUGUUGUCGGCUAUAGUGCUCUUCAACCCGGAGCGACCCAACAUGAUAAACCCAAAGGCUGUGAAGGCUAAGCGUGAUAUGUACUUAUAUUUACUGCAACGCUAUCUUAUGAUCAAAUAUCGCUGGGAAUGGCAGUGGAGGGCAAAGAUGUCGAGCCUUAUGAACGCAUUGAAUGAUUUACAACACGUCUCGCAAAUCGAGAUACAGAACGGCAUCGAAGAGAAGGUUGUGGUUCCUGAUUGCGAGGUGUGUGGCGAAAAGGGUGUGGCGCUAAACAAGUCGAUGAAAGACAUCACCAAAGAUGGCGGCCGUCACCCGAUGGACAUCAAUCAGCGGCUGACACAAUACCUGACGGCACCGCUCCUGAGACCCAUCAACACGUAUAACGAUUUGAACGAAAUUGAAUGCAAACAUCUGUUGGACUUGUGUUUGGCCACAGAUGUCUUCUCCGUGCCGUCGGCGCCGCAUAACUACAUUCACGUCAAUAAUAUACACGAGUUUUACACCAAUUGGGGUAAUCGUAUCGAAACGGACACCCAUUGUGUGGUCAGUAUUAUUAAGGCGCUCACCAAGAAUGUGGACAUUUGCCAUAACGAUCAGAUCGCCUUGGUCAAAUACAGCAGCAUGGAGAUUAGUGUGUUGCGCGCUAACUAUGAUUAUGACUUACAGACAGAGAAAUGGACCCUGUUCAUUCAAGAUCCAUGCAAUCUAUGCGUGUUUCCACUCGAUGUACUCAAGGAUGAGAAGCGCAAUCUAUAUGGUGUCUACAAAAGUCACCUUAACAAAAUUAUACCCGAAUGGAAUUGGGACAGGGUGCUCGUUGACUUGCUUACCGUAAUCAUACUAUUCAACCCGAAUCGCCCCAAUAUAAUAAACAGCGAUAUUGUUAAAUUCCGGCAACAAUUAUACAUAUAUCUACUGCAACGGUACCUAUCGAUGAAAUACAAGUGGGAAUGGCUCUGGAAUUACAAGAUGUCAAACCUGAUGAACGCUUUGGUAGACCUGAAUGUUGUCUCCCGUAUAGAGAUAUUGAAUGACACCGAAGACUUGCAACAGAUCUACUCGAAGACCACUCCAACGAUGGCAUCGAUUGCGGACACAAAUGGCACCGAAGAAGUGGUCGUCAAAAAACAGCGACGGAUUUACCCGAAGAACUCUUUCGAUCGUUUUGGUGAUGACUUGUGUGGACUCAUUCUGUCGCACCUCUCACUCGACAAGCGUCUGGACUACGAAUGUGUGUCCAAACAGUUCCAGAGGACUGUCUUCAAGAGUGUGGUCGACAUCACUAUUCACGACAAGGAAUCAAAAAUAUCGCGAAUCACAGUCUCUAACACUGGAUUAUUGGCCACAAUUCACGGCAAGUGUCCGCACAUUCACACCAUUGACUGCAGAGGAAUACGGAGCAGACGUUUGACACAAACUGCCGAAGUGUUGGACAUAUUUCGGCCCAAUUUGCGGAACAUUUACUGCAAUUACGACCGAAACGUUUACCAAAGGCUACCAGCGAUCGGAUCACUGGUCACGAGAAUCGGCAAAAUUUCAGAAAAGCGUAAACAAAGGCUAAGACUCUGUCGCCGAUUGUCUCGACUACGGGUCCAGCGGUUAUCCGACGUCUUUGACGACAAGUCCGGCCGACUGUUGGCCACGAAUUUGCAUAGCUUUGAAGUGCCGUUCAAUUCAACCGAUAAUAAUCAGCUUUUGUCGCCUUUCGUGGCCGCGAAUCAGUCGUUAAGAAGUUUCAAAAUGAUUGGCGAAAAUGACUGUAAUUAUAACGGAAGUCACGAGAGUAUCGUCGAAAUGGCCGCACAAUUGUCACGAUUACCACAAUUAAAGGAAUUGUCGCUUAAAUUGAUGCCAAUUUACGGCCACAACUCAUUGAACGAGUGUUUGCACACAAUUGGCCAGAAAUGCCCACAACUGCAAUGUUUUGCGCUUAGUUUGCUCUCAAAUAAAUCGCCACUUAAUGGCCACACAUUAGACUCAUUGCAAAGUUAUCGGCGAUUAAAACGAUUUGAUUUAACGCUUAUUGGAUUUGAAUUGGCAAUCGAUGGCACGCUUUUGGAUCCGUUGAAACACUGCCACCGAUUAACCCAUUUGUCAUUCAGUUUAAGGCUUUCAACUGUACAAGUGGUCCAUCUGCUUGACAAUCAUUGGCCCCGACUUCACACAUACAUUAAUCGGAUUAUCACAAGCAAUGGUUUGUAUCAGAUCUCAAGACUACCGGCGCUGCAAACACUGGUCUUUGUUUGCUAUCAAUACAUUGGUCCCAAUGAUUAUCUUAAUGCUGACGGCAAUCGUUUCGCAAGUGAUGUUUGCGAACACCUGUUCUCCAGAAGUCCUAAACUCAAGACAAUCGGAAUGCUUUUAUUUGAAGAUUUUGUUUCCGUAAAAACGGUGUAA
Molecule: messenger RNA, 6135 nt
Organism: Medioppia subpectinata
Lineage: Eukaryota; Metazoa; Arthropoda; Arachnida; Sarcoptiformes; Oppiidae
Source: the annotation of a GenBank genome assembly